AUCACAUCAAAGCCAGGCGUUGUUAGUGACUGACAACAUCCUGCGGGGAUGCCAGGAGGGUGGGGCGUAAGAGAUGGUUCUGUGACUGCUGCAAAGUAUAAAACCUUCCUGGUUGUCACACUGCCAAGAAGACGCAUCUUGGGCUUUCUCAGUUAAAUAAUGGCGUAUGAGUUGUAUUUUAAUGUCGGGCAUGUUCCUGACAUGAUCUCGUUAUACUCAGGACAGUACUGGCCCACUACACCUCUGGAGGUGAACGACUACAGGUACCCACGGGAAUCCAGCAGAGUGUACGUUGAUGGUGGCUUCAGGAACCGCUCAGAGAACCAGCGCCGCAGGAAGCGCAUCACCUUCACCAAGGCGCAGCUGAGCCAGCUGGAGAGGGUCUUUUCCAUCACUCAGUACCCCAACAUCAAGAUGAAGGAGUCUCUCGCUUCUUUGACUGGCCUGCCGGAAUCCAAGAUACAGGUGUGGUUUCAAAACCGUCGUUCACGCUACUUUAAGAACAAGAAACAAACAAGGGAAGCCCUUAACCUCUCUGCUGAUAGCAUCCAAACGGGGUUCAUCAAUACUACACCCUGCAGCCCUUCAAAGCCUGACCUGGAUCCAUCAUUCUCAUCCACUCCCAGUCCACCGUUGCCACCUGGCCACCCAGCUCUACCUCAGUCCCCCAGUCCCCCAGCAACCCUGGCACAUCCAUCCCUUGAUCUGUUUGGAUUCUCUUUCUCGCAUGACAAAGAUUCAACUGACAAUUUGACCCCUCAAUCUGGACUUGAUGACUUGGAUUAUAGGGAACUGGAAGCAUUACUCGGAUGUCCACAGGCAGCCCAGCCAGAGGUCAGCCACUGCGCUGCAGGUGCCCACGUAGAGCCCACGGAGGGCCUCCGCAGUCAGCUCGAACACCAGACGUUAAGCUGCAAUGAUGAGUCCUUGGACGAUCUGGCUGAUCUGUGCCUCAAAGAAUUGCUGCUCGACUUCAGCCUGUCUGAUCUGGAAAUUUCCGCUGCCAUGUUGGACUAUAUUCUGGCCUGAGAGAUUUGACUUGUGAUAAAGUGUUAUGACUUCACAGAACAACAAUUUAAUUUAAGUUUAUUAUUUAAUCUAAGUUUAUAUUGCUAAAUAUCCCAAAAAUAAAGACAU
Messenger RNA from Girardinichthys multiradiatus, 1137 nucleotides. RefSeq names its product paired mesoderm homeobox protein 2-like. Gene Ontology annotation, molecular function: RNA polymerase II transcription regulatory region sequence-specific DNA binding; DNA-binding transcription factor activity, RNA polymerase II-specific. The transcript is spliced from 3 exons. Bases 160 to 1029 code for a protein of 289 amino acids. Lineage: Eukaryota; Metazoa; Chordata; Actinopteri; Cyprinodontiformes; Goodeidae. The record is from RefSeq and is a predicted model, not a curated record. Gene Ontology annotation, biological process: regulation of transcription by RNA polymerase II.